CGUUCGUUUAUCCCUUUUUCGACUCCUCAACUCUUGACUUUGAAGGGUUUUUGUGGGAUUAAGUUUAAUGCCCUUGGACACCCUCUUCAAGCAGCUAUUCCCCAGGAAUAUACUCAAGCCAAAACUCUAAGGAAGAUAGCCGCCCGACAGGAUGCGGCGAAGGGAAGGAUAAGGCCGGAUAGAAAGGAAUAGAGGGAAGUGAAGGGCAGAAGGCUUGUCUGCGCCGAAAACACCAACAGCAGAAUGAAUAAAUCAUUGGAAUAGAGGGUGUCGUGACAUCUGGCUGAGGAGUGAGUGAGAUACAUUCUCCCUUUUCUUUUCCCUAUUCUGCCCACUCCUAGUAUCCCUAGCAUCAUCAUUCCUUGUCAUCUAACCAUCUUUCACUUACCCUCUCUGGACACCCAGGCGCUCAAUCAAACCGACAGGAACAAGCUUAUUUCAACGUUUAGCAAGUUUCCCCCCCUCACCUUCUCUUCCUCCCCCCUGGUGCGGCGUGUGAUGGUGUGUCCCCUCCUCUCUUUCCUGGAGACAUGCCUGUGCAGGAGAUGGCGGUGAGUCCUGUCAAGUCGCUGUACUGGGAGCAGUUCCCCCCCAUGACGCAGCGCCGCGUCUACUGCACUCCCGUCUACCACGAAGGCCUUCUCUAUGUGCUGGGGGGCUGCAGCGAGACCGGCGCCCCCCUGGACAGCGUGGAAGUCCUGGAUGUAGAGAGUCAGACGUGGAGCCAGCUGCCCCCGCUGCCCACUGCGAGGGCUGGGGCCUCGGCUGUGGCGCUGGGGGGCCAGGUGAUGGUGCUCGGGGGCAUGAACCAGCAGCAGACCCCCCUGCAGUCCGUGGAGAUGUACCACCCCGACGAGAGCAAGUGGGAGACCAAGGCCAGCCUGGGGCAGCCGUCCAUGGGGGUCACCACCGUGGAGAGAGAGCAACAGUGACGGCUCCAUUUGCAACGGGACAAACAUGGAAACAAGAUUCAACAUUACAAUCACUGAGGACAUGCUCAAGACCCUUUAAUGUACAUCUGAUCCAGGAUUGACCUGCAUGAUGAUUAUGGUGCGUUCACACUGGACUUUUACAUACCUGGCUGCUUGUACAUACUUUUAACAUGCACAAAGCAGCAGUAGUGUUUAUUUUGGCUAUGAUUCAUAAAACAUUCAGUAUCUAGGUUUGUACAUGGAGAUAAGCCCCGCCCCCUUGCAGGCGCAUCUUUGUUUGAAACACAAAUUAUGCCACGGGAAUGCAAUGACCGCAAGUAACACAAGGCUAAUCUUUGCUUUGCGUUUGGUAUCGACGCACCAUUAUAUCAUUA
Messenger RNA from Notothenia coriiceps (black rockcod), 1306 nucleotides. RefSeq names its product kelch domain-containing protein 8B. Gene Ontology annotation, molecular function: protein binding. Bases 531 to 932 code for a protein of 133 amino acids. Gene Ontology annotation, cellular component: midbody; intercellular bridge; cellularization cleavage furrow. The transcript is spliced from 2 exons. NCBI's taxonomy places the organism in Eukaryota, Metazoa, Chordata, Actinopteri, Perciformes, Nototheniidae. The record is from RefSeq and is a predicted model, not a curated record. Gene Ontology annotation, biological process: mitotic cytokinetic process; nuclear chromosome segregation; mitotic nuclear division.